Molecule: messenger RNA, 1643 nt
Organism: Maniola jurtina (meadow brown)
Lineage: Eukaryota; Metazoa; Arthropoda; Insecta; Lepidoptera; Nymphalidae
Exons: 2
Coding region: 166-1545 (459 amino acids)
Molecular function (GO): nucleic acid binding
Source: RefSeq, a predicted model, not a curated record
UGUGUACACAAUCGAAAACAAUAAGGGCGGUCGGCGGCGGUCGCCGGUCCGUCAGUCGUCUAUAUUAUCUAGUGGUGACUGCACGUAUUUUCUCUGUGGUGAAUUAUAUAGAGCUGCUAUUACACACCGUUCUUGGUUUUGUUUUCAAAGACGAAUUCUUCCAGAAUGGAUAAAUUUAAACGUGGAAAGCCCCUUAACUCACAAGCACGGCAAAUGGUAUUUAAUGUGUACCUUUAUUUCUUAAAUGAAGCCAAUGUUUUCCAAAGACACCAUGAUGGUUAUUUUAAAAAAAUUCAGGACCGUGUUACAAAAGCUACAGGGAUUUCACGACGAACUUUGAGUAAUAUCUUAAACGGAAAAAAACAGAAUCAAUCAAUGAAAUUUUCCACACCGAAAAAAGGAAAACCUAAAAGUAGAUUUCGGGUAGGACUUGAUGAUUUCGACUACUGUGUUAUUCGUAAUAUGAUAUACAAUUUUCAGUUGACGCUCAAAGAACUCCCUACUAUAAAUAAUUUGAGAAAAAAGUUGAUCGAAGCUAUUAAUUUCAAAGGCUGUGCAGAGACUUUAAGGCUGAUCUUGAAAGAAAUGGGGUUUAGGUUUCUGAAAACUGAUAAUAACAGACGGUUACUUAUGGAAAAGCAUGAUAUACGUUUAAAAAGGAUCAAAUAUCUCAGAGGAAUACAACAGCUGAGGAAUUCUGGUAGAAACAUAGUGUUCAUGGACGAGUCAUACGUGCAUACAUCACAUACUAAGACUUGGCAAGAUAGCAGCAAAAAAGAUAUCAAACAACCCAUUUCCAAAGGAGAGCGAAUAAUUAUUGUACACGCAGGCAAUGAAAAAGGCUUCGUCCCAGGGGCUCUAAUGUUACAUAAAUGUGUCGACUCAGAAGGUGACUAUCAUAAAGAAAUAAACGCGGAACGUUAUAAAACUUGGCUACGUAAUCAAUUGAUUCCCAACUUGCCUCCUAAUAGUGUUUUGGUAAUUGGCAACGCCCCAUAUCAUAAUAAGCUUUCUGUGAAACCACCAAACUCAAACACACCUAAACCACAAAUGAUAGCUUGGUUACAACAACACAACAUUCCGCAUGACCCAAAAAAACUGAAACCUGAUUUGUAUGAAAUUAUAAAAAGACAUAAAGAAAAAUACACAGAAUUUGCCAUUGACCGUAUAAUGGAGGAGCAUGGGCAUAAAAUUAUACGAUUGCCACCAUAUCAUCCCGAUUUUAACCCCAUUGAAAAUAUUUGGUCCCAAAUAAAGCAACACGUAGCCAAAAAAAAUAUUGCAAUGACUGUCACGUCAGUUAAAGAUGCUAUAUCAGAAAAAAUCAAUAAUAUAGGACCAGAAGAAUGGAAAAAGGUGUGUGAUCAUGCCGUUAAAUGCGAAGAUGAAUAUAGAAAAUUUGACCCAAGAAUCGAUAGUUUUUCCGAUGAAAUGAUUAUUUACACAGGUGAUAGCGGUGAAGAAAGUGAAAAUGAACAAGAGCAUAAUGCAAGUUCUGAUGAAUCUACGAUGUCAGGAAUAGAGAUCUUCCCUGAUAGUGAUUAAUUUUUUUGUAAUUGUAAUAUUAUUCUGAAAUGAUCAGUGCUGUAAAUACUUUUGAACUGAGAUUUUAAUGAUUAGAUUUCUAAGAUUUUAAUGUAAAC